Molecule: messenger RNA, 3540 nt
Organism: Sabethes cyaneus
Lineage: Eukaryota; Metazoa; Arthropoda; Insecta; Diptera; Culicidae
Product: zinc finger protein 208-like
Exons: 7
Coding region: 1-3540 (1179 amino acids)
Biological process (GO): regulation of transcription by RNA polymerase II
Molecular function (GO): RNA polymerase II cis-regulatory region sequence-specific DNA binding; DNA-binding transcription factor activity
Source: RefSeq, a predicted model, not a curated record
AUGAAACAUUCAGCAAAGAUGCUGUACUGUGCCUUAAACGGGUUCAAGAGCGGCGAUGUGGCCGGUCCGGAGGCGAACCAUGCUGUUGUUGAUGAUGACGGAUUGAACAGCACCGAAGGUUACGACUGUGACAUCUGCGGUAGACAUUAUGCUGCUGAAAAGACAUUCCGAAGGCACCGUAUCCGCCACAAAACGAUUCAUUUGUACAAAUGUCUGGUAUGCAAAAAACCUUUCCCCAGCAGGGAUGAACUGAAACAACACAAAACAACUCACGCCGGCGAACCUAAGCUGCAGUGCGAAAUUUGUAAAAAGUUUUACACGAAUCAGUUCUACCUAACCCGUCAUAUCGGUACUCACUGCGAGCAAAAGCAGAAGGACGUUUGCGAAUUCUGUGGCAAGGUUUGCCAGUCGAAAACCGUUCUCAAGAAUCACCGGAGAAUGCACACCGGCGAGCGACCGUUCGCUUGCGAUAUAUGCAGCAAAACUUUUGCUAGAAUUGACGGUCUAAAUGUUCAUAAGGCGACUCAUUCCGUCGUGAAAUUCUUUAAAUGUGAGUUUUGUGAUAAGAAUUUUCCUUCGAAAUCUCAGCUGACGAGACACCAGAAAUCGCAUAGUACAGAGCUUCCCCACAAGUGCCCAGUUUGUGGAAAAUGCUUCCGACUGGCUCAUAUGCUCGUCUAUCAUAUGCAUUAUCAUUCGGAAAAGCGUCUCUUUAAAUGUGACAUCUGCGGUUUGUCGUACAAAUCAUCUACAAAUUUGAUUUGUCACCGAAAAAUCCAUACGAACCCGAUCGAUAAAAUCCAAUACAAAUGUGACAUUUGUGGUGCCGAGUUCACCCGGAAGAGUAACCUAUUGCCUCACCGCAAACUACACUCGGACGAACGUCUCUUCAGAUGCAACCAUUGCCAGGAGGAAUUCGCUUCUCGGGAGAACUUGCGAGCGCACCGCCAACGGUGUUCCCGUAGCGAGAGACGCUACAAGUGCACGGAGUGCGACAAAGCGUUCCUCUACGGAGCGAAUCUACGCGAGCAUCUGAUGUGGCAUCGGGGUGAAAAACCCUAUCCCUGCGCUAUCUGUGGAAAAGCGUUCGUCCGGUGCAACAACCUGAACCGGUGUGCUUGGUAUCGCGAAACCGGAACCGAGGCGGUCCGAUCAGAGUCAGCUCCAGAAUACAAAGUCUGGAAACGCUGCGGCCAGCUUCUAAACCGGCUGGUAUUGGCAGUCCACCAGCAGGACUUCAAAGGCCAUUUGGAACGCUCGAUCGGUUUCUGCUACCUGUGGUUGGCUUUUACAAGUAUCGUCAAUAGCCCCUUGUCCGCUGGAUUCCGCGAGCUGAAAAGCGCUGGUUUGAUGACAGCCUGCUGUGAUGAUGGUAAGAAGAGUAGCACGAUCUGUAAGCCAGACUUCAGCUGUGACAUUUGCGGUAGUAAAUAUAAACACAGCCGAUCGUUAUGGAGGCAUCUCAGCACUCACGUUGUGGAGAAAACGUCGAAUCAGAAUACGAGCAACAACAGUCCACCAGUGAAGCAGCAGUGUGACAUUUGUGGAAAGUCUCUUACUGCCAAAAACAUGGCGCGACACAAAAGAUCGCACAGCAACAACAAAGCACCGUUCAAAUAUGAAAUGUUUGCGACGGGAAUAGAGCAAUCCAAAGAUGAAAUAUGUGAUCCAAAAACAAACAGUGCGGAACAUCGAUACAAAUGUUCAGUUUGUGAAAAAACGUUCUUGGGUCAACAGCCGCUGGCAAGGCACAUGAGCCAUCACAGCGAUGAGCGACCAUUUACGUGCGACAUCUGUGGCUCAACGUAUAAGCUAGCUUCUGCUCUAGUUGCUCACAAAAAAAUCCACACGUACCUCGAGGAAAAACCCUUCCAAUGUAAUGUGUGCGGCGCAAAAUAUACCUACAAGUGCAACCUAAAGUUUCACAUGAGGCUGCACUCCGAGGAAGAAGGAGCUUUAAAAUGCUUGAAAUGUGGAACGGAACUUGCCGCGCAGGAAAAUUCGGCAGAGCACGUGUGCAAAGAGCGACCGUUCAAGUGUACGGUAUGUGGGAAGGCUUUUCUGUCCGCGGAAAAUCUUCACGGCCACCGAAAGGUACACAGCGGCGACCAACCGCACCAAUGUUCGAUCUGCGAUCGAAGCUUCCGGUGGCGCUACAAUCUGAACAAGCACAUGAAAGAAGUGCACACCGAGAAACCGUACCGGUGCCACGCGCAAGGCGACUGGCAGCAGCAGCAGCAGCAGCAGCAGCAGCGCUGGGAGGAGAAGUGUUGCCUGACGAUGGAAAGGUUCCGACAGCGGAUUUGGUUCGAGAUUGCUGAAAUACGUUGCUGUUCCGGUUUAUGCUUCUGUGACGAUUCGAUGACGGUGGCCUGCUGCGAUGGCGAUGACGAUGAUGAACAAAUUGACAAGAUUUGUAAACCACAGUUCAGUUGUGACAUUUGCGGUAAUACGUACAAACAACGCAAAUCGUUACGCAGACAUUACGACAUUCACUCUACGGGGAAAAUGUCUGAUCCGAACAAAAGUAAACCACUGAAGCAGUGUGACAUUUGCGGAAAGUUAGUUUCUAAACAGGGCUUUUCGAGGCACAAACAAUCCCACACCAGCGAACGCGCGUUUGAGUGUGAGAUUUGCAGCAAAACUUUCUACCGGAUCGGCAACUUGCGGAUCCACAGGAUGAUCCACACGGCGAAAAGGCAGUUCAAUUGUGAGAUAUGUGACAAAAAAUUUUUCAAAAUGUUUCAUUUAGUUCGACAUAUGGAAACGCACGAUCCGCAAAAACGAUUCAAAUGUGAAAUAUGCGGUAAAGAUUAUUCCCGAAAGGAACAUUUAGAGCGCCAUGUAAGAACGCACAAUCCGGAAGAACAAAUCAAAUGUGCACUAUGUGACAAACAAUACACCAGAAGAGAACAUUUGAUGCAACAUAUAGGAAAGCACGAUCCGAACUUGCAGAAAAGCGAUGAGCGACCAUUUUCGUGCGACAUCUGCGGUUUAUCGUAUAACUUAGCUUCUAUUCUAAGUAUUCACAAGCAGAUGCACACGUACCUGGAGGAAAAACCAUUCAAAUGUAAUGAUUGUGAUGCAAAAUAUACGUACGAGGGCGACUUAGAGUCUCACAUGCAGCUACACUCCGAGAAGCGAUGUUCGAAAUGUGAGAUGCAGUUUGCCUCUCGAAAAGCACUCGGUAAGCACGUGUGCAAAGAUCGGCCAUUCAAAUGUACGAUGUGUGAUAAAACGUUUAUGUUUGCGCAACAUCUUCGAAACCAUCGGUACAAGGUACACAACAGUAGGGAUAACAAACCGCCGCCGCCGCCUCCGCCCGAUCGCUGUUCGAUCUGCGAUCGAACUUUCCAGUGGCCGAGUUCUCUUGCUAAUCAUAUGAAAGGGCACAUCGGUGAACCGGCCAUUCAAGGGCAAAUUGUGCGGCGCUCCAAAAGGGUCCAGCAGAAGGUGCGGCAGCAACCGAAGCGGAAACAAAGCAAAAAGUCAAAGCAAUUGUCAUGGGGCGAUGAGAAGGAUGAUUAUUAUUAUUAUUGA